Molecule: messenger RNA, 1404 nt
Organism: Oryzias melastigma (Indian medaka)
Lineage: Eukaryota; Metazoa; Chordata; Actinopteri; Beloniformes; Adrianichthyidae
Source: RefSeq, a predicted model, not a curated record
UUGUUAGACAAAAGUUUUUUUCUCAUACAGACUAAUUGAUUAUUUGUUUUCUUCUUCAGAAAGUGCAGCCUAAAGAUGACAUCUGCUGUUCUACGAGUCAUUCUUGGGCCAGACAGCAGCCAGAGAGUUACAUUUCCAAAUGGACUUCCUUCCACUGUUCCUAUCCUGGAGUUGGAGAUAAAGACUCAAUGCAAUCUAACUGUGCCUUUCCGACUUCAAUUUAUGGAUAGAGACUUUGAUAAUGAAUUUGUUAACUUAACUAGCAUGAAAGAAAUUGAAGACAAAAGCACUCUGAAAGUUACAUUGGUUGAGGAGGCUGUGGACUCAAUUGCCCAUGGAACAUUGUAUCAACCGGGCAGAUGCUACUCAAACAACUUUGGAAAUUCUUCCAUUUGUGAUGAUCAUCCAAUUAUCGCUUCAUCUUCUUCUUCAUUCUCAAGAUCGUCAUGGCCUGAAGUAUUUAAUGUGCCUAAUUUUUCUUUGGAUGCAGAGUUUAAGAUUCAAGAAGGUCAAAACAAUUAUUUAAAAAAUGGCACACUCCUAAACGUUGACCCGAAGCUGAAAAGAGACAUCAUCAGUUCAUUAGUACAAGAAAUAGUGAAGUACAAACUUUAUGCCUCAAACAGAGAUGUCAGUGAAGCAGCCGAAGCACUUGUUCAAAAGUAUCCAUGCCUGCGAGAGAAGGGAUCAACAAGUGGCUGUGAAGGAUGGAAGGUUAGUUUAAAAUAUAAACUAUCCAAUUACAGAAGAGAGCUUCGUAAAGCAGGAUGUCCAGAGGUUUCUAUAAAUGCCUUUGAGAGAAAACACAAGAGCAGUCCAGCUUUGGGAGUCAAAAAGCCAAAACGUGGGGAGGUGUCAUACCUCCCAACUUACCCACCAGGGCAUAAUGAGGACUCUUUAGAAAAAAUGCGCAUGGAAUUGCUUUCUGACAUUCUGAUUAGAGAUAAUCGCAAAGCUGUCAAAGAAAAAAUGGAGAAAACCUUUCCUCUAAGGAGACUGGAAGUGGUCCAGGAUGCUCCCAUGAUCAAGGAGCUGCUAGAGAGGUGGCCUGCUCUUUUUACCCCAGAGGAGAUAAACGCGGAGUUCAAGCGGCUGACCAAUACGUCUCUUCAGUCACAGUUUCUCUCGCAGCUGGAUUUUUUAACACCGAACCUGCUCAGACUGUUUCAGAAGUCCUCAAGUCGUCACAGGAAUAAACUGAAGCUACUGGCUGCAAGCAUAUCUGAUGACACAGAUGCUGCCAGAGAGAGCAUGAUAAGAGGACUGAUGUUAUGUCUGAACGAGGAUUUUGACGCCUUGGUCAGAGACCAAAAUGACAUGACUGAAGACACCAUCGAGGCUACAACUGUGGGGAUUUUUGUAGCCAGGGAGGAUCAAACGAUGGACUAUUCAGAUGUUGGAAUC